AUGUUCCAUUUUCGCAGUGUAAGCAGAAUUCUUUCAAAAACGAGAAGCCAACCUCUUAAAAUCGAUUUACAACCUCUUCUUACUAACCAUCUUUUCCUCCUGUUCCGCAAAUUCAAAGUCUCUUCUUCAUUUGAGAAGGGUGCUUCUAUCUCUGUUGAAGGCAAAAAUUUCAUCACCUUCCUAGAUAAUUCAUUUAUCUGUGGCUUUUAUGGCAUGGGAAGCAAAGCUUACUGGUUUGCAAUUUGGUUCAUCAAUUCUAAAGAAAAAACUGCUGUUUGGACAGCCAACUGGGACAGGCUCGUCAACAGCCAGGGCUCAAGAUUAUCUAUUCGGAGAGAUGGAACCAUGGUCUUGACAGAUAUUGAUGGCAGCAUUAAAUGGCAGACAAAUACAACCAGUGCUGAUGUUGCAGCUGAGCUUCUUAAUACAGGCAACCUCGUUUUUGACGAAUCCACGAGGCAGAUAUUCUCUGGAAAAGUUUUGAUGUUCCUACGGAUACUCUUUCACCUACUCAAAUAUUCACCAAGAACAAAAAAUUGA
Molecule: messenger RNA, 540 nt
Organism: Fraxinus pennsylvanica
Lineage: Eukaryota; Viridiplantae; Streptophyta; Magnoliopsida; Lamiales; Oleaceae
Source: the annotation of a GenBank genome assembly